AUGUCCGCAACAAUCUUCCUGGACAGCCGACACACGCACUAUACCAAUCUCGAUUUUCUAUCGGGAAAGGUCGUGCUACAGCUGCCGACCGAAGCCGCAAUUGGAGGUAUUCAGGUCAAGCUGGAGGGCGUGAGCCGUACCCGGCUGUCCGGCCCUCGCCAUCCACACCAUGUGAACUCGGAUAAGAAACGGACGGAGCUGGAGGUGCACAAGAUCCUCUACAAGGUUGCGACCGUCUUCCCCACGCCGGCUGUUAUGCAGACAGGUUCACCAGCGACCUCGUACACCUUUGCGCCUGGAUCCUAUGAAUACCCGUUCAACUUUAAGUUCCCUUUCAAUAACUCCUGCACUGCGACCAAUAGCAUGCGAACCAACCUGGUCACUACAGGGCUGAAGGUGGAGAUGGCCCGCGAUACCACCCGACAUGUCAAAAAAACACUACCUCCAUCCUUGAGUGGGUUUCCCGGUAUGGCCGAAAUCGAGUAUUUCAUCAAGGUCACCGUCAUCAGACCCCAGUUCUAUAAGGAGAAUAUCCGUUCAAUUGUCCCAUUGAACUUCCUCCCAAUCGAGCCACCCAGAAUCGGGAAUCCCAAUGAGGAGACAUACGCUCGGCGACAACAUCAAUUCUCUAAAAUGCCGCGGAAUGCUCCAAGGAAGAAGAGCAGCAUCUUCAAUCGGAGUACCAAUCCGUUCCGUGAAGUGGAGACAGAGCCUCCCCGAGUCUCAGUCGAUGCUCGACUUCCAAACCCCUCAAUUCUCACCCUCAACGAACCAGUUCCGCUUCGGCUGAUGGCGAAAAAGCUGUCUGAUUCCCCGGAAACAAUCUUCCUGCAAAUGCUCCAAAUUGAACUUAUCUCCUACACUAAGAUUCUUGCACAUGAUUUGACGCGACAGGAAAGCGGCUCAUGGGUUGUCAUGAGUCGGAGUAAUAUGAGCUUGGCCCUGGGACAGCCAGGAGAUCCUGCUGGCACUGAAUGGACCAUUGAUCCCAAGUUAUGGAGUACCUUACCACUUCCUAACUCGGUUGCGCCCUCAUUUGAGACGUGCAAUAUCGAGAGAAGCUACGAACUGGAAGUUCGAGUUGGGCUGACUCACGGCACAACCGGGAAUAUGAAGCCUCAACUUAUUGUGCUUCCCUUGCGAAUGCCCAUCAAGGUCUACUCUGGAAUCGCACCUCCUCAGGCCCUGCUAGAUGCCAUGGCAGCUGCCGCCCCACUACAAUCACCUUCCAAGCCAACCUCCGGACCAUCCAGACCCACAUCGAACGAGGCCAACCGACCUCCCAUGCCUCCACGACCCAGCACAGAACCCAUCCCAGCAGAUGCAGGCGCAGUCUACGACGACGCACCCCCCAGCUACGAGGACGCAAUGGCAGAGAAUCUAAGCCCGGUAGAUGGACCACGCCGCGAGUAUCACCCACCAGCCGCCUCUUCCUCCCGAAGAACAGUGGAAUCUGGAGCUGAUGCCAAAUCCCCAGCCCGAACGGGAAAGGCCCGUGAGGAUGGUCCCGCAGCCGAGGGUUCAUGGACUCCUCCUACCCGUGACGGCCGUUCUUCCUCCGAGUCCUUUGACAUGUUACCCACCACCCCGCCUGAGUCGCACUCUGGAUCUCCGCCUGCAUCGCCGGUUAGACGUUCCCAGAGUAUGAUGAAGGUUCCGAGGAAUCAGGCUAGCGAAGAAAGCCCCCCUCAGUAUCAGCCUGUUGCGGAGACGCAGCUGCAGCCUUUGAAUGCGGUUGAACGGCAGCCUUCCAGGAAUAAUUUGCGGCCUAUGAAUUUGGGUGUGCCGACGAGGAAACCUGUACCGCAGAAUUCGAAUAGGCCGCACUAG
Penicillium subrubescens is the source of this 1830-nucleotide messenger RNA. Its product is annotated as arrestin (or S-antigen), N-terminal domain protein. Gene Ontology annotation, molecular function: protein-macromolecule adaptor activity; ubiquitin protein ligase binding. Gene Ontology annotation, biological process: ubiquitin-dependent endocytosis. The coding region runs from base 1 to 1830 and encodes 609 amino acids. Gene Ontology annotation, cellular component: plasma membrane; cytosol; cytoplasm. Lineage: Eukaryota; Fungi; Ascomycota; Eurotiomycetes; Eurotiales; Aspergillaceae. The record is from RefSeq and is a predicted model, not a curated record. The transcript is spliced from 5 exons.